Molecule: messenger RNA, 1932 nt
Organism: Solanum verrucosum
Lineage: Eukaryota; Viridiplantae; Streptophyta; Magnoliopsida; Solanales; Solanaceae
Product: putative pentatricopeptide repeat-containing protein At3g13770, mitochondrial
Exons: 2
Coding region: 75-1775 (566 amino acids)
Biological process (GO): RNA modification
Molecular function (GO): protein binding; RNA binding
Source: RefSeq, a predicted model, not a curated record
AAUUUGAAAAAUACCUUAUAUAUUUUGUCAUUGAGUAGAAAUAAAAGCAAAGGUUGGAGUAGAGUAUACUAAAUAUGGUUAACCCCAUGAACAAGAUGAGUCUAUUUUUGUAUACGAGUAAGCAUGUAUUUUCCUCCAUGAUAAAAAAACCAUAUUUUUACGAACAGAGACAACUCUUGUACGGUUGUCUAAGUUGCAAUGGUUCACUCUCCGAGGCCUUGUUCGAAAUGGCGAAACAAGGCCUCCAAGUGAAAUUCAAGGAAUAUGAUAUUCUAUUAAACGAAUGUAUAACCCAAAGGGCUAUAAGAGAAGGUCAAAGGGUACAUGCCAACAUGAUCAAAACUCACUAUCAACCUCCAGUGUACCUCAGGACAAGGCUUAUUGUUUUCUACAUAAAAUGUGGCCUUUUAGGUGAUGCUAGGUGGGUGUUCGAUGAAAUGCCUCAAAGGAAUGUUGUUUCUUGGACUGCCCUCAUAUCUGGCUAUUCUCAAAAAGGGCAUAUAUCUCAAGCUAUCCAUCUUUUUCUUCAGAUGUUGACAUCAGGUACUGCGCCAAAUGAGUUCACUUUUGCAACAGUGCUUACAUUAUGUACUAGUGCCAUUGGGUUUCAAUUUGGGAGACAAAUUCACUGUCUCUUAGUAAAGAGCCCUUUCGAAUCACACGUAUAUGUGGGAAGCUCACUCCUUGAUAUGUAUGCCAAAGCUGGCAAAGUUCAUGAAGCUCGAUAUGUUUUCGAAAACUUGCCAGAAAGAGAUGUUGUCUCUUGCACUGCUAUAAUCUCAGGCUACGCUCAACAGGGACUAUUUGAAGAGGCACUAGAGCUUUUUUGCAAGUUCCAGGCAGAGAGAAUGUCUUUCAACUAUGUUACAUAUACUAGUGUAUUAACAGCCUUAUCAGGACUUGCUGCAGUUGAACAAGGUAGACAACUGCAUGCCCAUAUUAUUCGAUUGGAACUGCCUUUCUAUGCGGUGCUUCAUAAUUCUCUCAUUGAUAUGUACUCCAAGUGUGGAAAAUUCACUUAUUCAAGGAUGAUAUUUAAUCAAAUGUCCGAAAGAACUGUGAGCUCAUGGAAUGCGAUGCUUGUUGGUUACAGUAAACAUGGGAUGGGAAAGGAGGUAGUUGAGCUCUUCAAAAUGAUGAGAGAAGAAGACAAAAUUAAGCCUGAUGAGAUAACUCUUUUAGCUGUGUUAUCUGGUUGCAGCCAUGGAGGAAUGGAGGAUAAAGGUGUAGAGAUUUUUAACGAUUUAAGUAGUGGAAAAGAUAGGGUUGAGGUUAGCAUUGAGCACUGUGGUUGUGUGGUUGAUUUGCUAAGUCGAUCUGGCCAAGUAGAAAGGGCCUUUCAGUUCAUCAAAGAGAUGCCUUUUGAACCAACUGCUGCAAUUCUGGGUUCACUUUUAGGUGCUUGCUGGGCUCACCUGUAUGUUGAUAUUGGUGAAAUUGUAGCCAGACAACUUUUGGAGAUAGAGCCAGAAAAUGCUGGAACUUAUGUAAUUCUUUCAAACAUGUAUGCAUCGGCAGGAAGGUGGGAAGAUGCUAGAAGAGUAAGAGAGUUGAUAAAAGCAAGAGCCAUGGUAAAGGAAUCUGGAAAAAGCUGGAUUGGUCCUGAUUUUAUCCAUGACACAGAAAAACAUAAUGGAAUGAGGACUUAUAUUCCUCAUCAGAGCUUGCUUAAUAUGGAUGAGCAGCGAAAAAAGAAAACGCUACUCCAUUGUUCCCAAGGUAGAGCUCAAACACAGCUCAGUUUGAUGAUUUAUUCACAUGGAAACUAUUGGUGAAGUCUUGCUCCAAAAUGGAAUAAAGCAUAUUUUGGUAAGAGAACUUGAUAUUUCUUCUUGUAUAUAAUGGGGUAGAGUUUUCUGAUGGAGCAACUCAUAGGUUUUCUUCUAAUUGUGAAGUGAUCAACUCUUCAAAGUGUUUGAUUAUCAUUGAUUG